Molecule: messenger RNA, 2038 nt
Organism: Epinephelus fuscoguttatus (brown-marbled grouper)
Lineage: Eukaryota; Metazoa; Chordata; Actinopteri; Perciformes; Serranidae
Product: nuclear factor 7, brain-like
Exons: 1
Coding region: 52-1446 (464 amino acids)
Molecular function (GO): protein binding; zinc ion binding
Source: RefSeq, a predicted model, not a curated record
GAGUGGCUGAGCUGUCUGCCUGCUGUGUUCACAGCGUCACUCAGAGACAAAAUGGCGUCCAGGUUACAGGACGAUCUCUGCUGCCCUGUCUGCUGUGACAUGUUUAAAGAUCCUGUCAUCCUGUCAUGUAGCCACAGCUUCUGUAAAGACUGUCUGCAGAACUGGUGGAGACAGAAACCAGCACGUGAGUGUCCAGUUUGUCAGAGAAGACACUCAAAGAGUUUCCUACCUCCUGACUUUGCUCUAAAGAACCUGUGUGAGAGUUUCUUACAGGAGAGAGAUCAGAGAGCUUCAGAGGCUCUCUGCAGUCUGCACUCUGAGAAACUCAAACUCUUCUGUCUGGACCAUCAGCAGCCAGUGUGUCUCGUCUGCAGAGAUUCAGAAAAACACACCAACCACAGAUUCAGACCCGUCGAUGAAGCUGCACGACAACACAAGAAGGAACUUGAGGAAACUCUGGAGCCCUUAAAGGAGAAGUUUAAGGUCUGUGAACAAGUUAAAGUGAAGUGUGAUCAAACAGCAGAACACAUGAAGGUCCAGGCCCGACGCACAGAGAGGCAGAUUAAGGAGCAGUUCAAGAAGCUUCACCAGUUUCUGGAAGAGGAAGAGGAGGCCAGGAUGGCUGCACUGAGGGAGGAAGAGGAGCAGAAGAGUCAGAUGAUGAAGGAGAAGAUGGAGGCUCUGAGCAGAGAGAUAGCAGCUCUUUCAGACACAGUCAGAGCCACAGAGGACGAGCUGAGAGCUGAAGACGUCUCAUUCCUGCUCAACUACAAGGCUGCAGUGGACAGAGUCCAGCAGCGCCCCCUGCUGGAUGAUCAACAGCUGCUCUCAGGAGCUCUGAUAGACGAGGCCAAACACCUGGGCAACCUGACCUUCAGCAUCUGGAACAAGAUGAAGGACGUGGUCUCCUACACUCCUGUGAUCCUGGACCCAAACACUGCUGGUCCAGAACUCGUCCUGUCUGAAGAUCUGACCAGUGUGAGAGGAGCAGAGGAGAGACAGCAGCUUCCUGAUAAUCCAGAGAGGUUACACUACUGCUCUGUCCUGGGCUCUGAGGGCUUUAACUCAGGGACUCACAGCUGGGACGUCGAGGUUGGAGACAGUACAUACUGGGAACUGGGUGUGUUGGCAGAGUCUGUCCAGAGGAAAGGAGACAUAUACUCUGGAUUAUGGAGAAUAUGGUUCUGGUAUGGUAAAUACAGAGCAGUCUCCCCACCACAUCAAGACACUGCUCUCCCCUUUGAGAGGCAGCUCCAGAGGAUCAGAGUCAAUCUGGACUGUAACGGAGGAAAACUGUCGUUCUCUGAUCCUGAUACUAACACACACAUACACACCUUCACACACACUUUCACUGAGAGGAUGUUUCCAUAUGUUAACAAUAGGGAUAAACUCCCACUGAAGGUUUUACCACUGAAGGUCUCUGUGACUGUAGAACAACAGGAAUGAAAGACGUGUUUCAGGUCUGAUGGUUUAUGACUCACAGCAGUCAGACAGAUGUACCAUGUUGGAUUUGUUGCUGAUACUUCAGAGGUAGAUUAAAUAUGAAUGAAUGAUCGGAGGGGACGUAGAGCUCACUCUGAGUCAGACUGUUGUCACUACUCAGUUUGUAUUUUGGUUCUCAGGCGUUACGAGGUGCAGUGGUGUAAAUGUAAAUGUGUGUGAUUGAUGUGAGUGUGUUCAUGUCGCAGUUUGAUCAUUUGUACAGUUUGGGACAAUCAUGAAGCUUCUUCCUGCUCCUUUUCAGACAUGAAAUGUUGAUUUAUGUUUUUUUUUGUUGUUGUUUUUCUAUUUGUAACCCCUAUGCAGCAAUUUUUCCCUUCAUCCAAACCAAAUUUCUCCCAAGGGAGACCAAUAAAGUAACCUUGACCUUAACCUUGAAUGUUUUAAUGUUCGCCCAUGUUUUUUUCUACAAUAUAAUCUUUUCUAUUUUCUUAAUAUUUUUUAAAUGUUCAAAAUCAAAUCAAACAGAGAGAGAGUCAGUUAUUAAAUGUUUCAGGUGAAGUGAUGUGAAUAAUCAGAGUUUAAUGAACACAGCCAG